UUUAUUUCCUCAUUCCAGUCUAUUCAGAUCAGUGGACACGGAGGGAAGGAGAUGAGAAGAAUACACUGAUAAUUGUUGAGAUGCACCCCCAGUGGUAGGUUUGAGGACGUUCGCCAAGAGAACAUGAAAGUGGCAUAUUCUAACUAUAGGCCCAUUAAGCUAUUCGUUAUAGGUCCACACUUCAACAUGACAGAAGAUAGAUGCUAAUGUUAACAAUGUUGGAUGAUUGUUACCUCGUCGGGUAGCCUAUAAAUAUCUGCCUUUGAACUUGACGGGCUCCUGUGGAGUCGGCAAGCGGGACAGAAGCAUGUGAGUGACGGUAACCAUAGAGAAAAAUAACUUUUCAGUCGGUUAGUGUUUCUGUUUGCCGUACGUCCGAUACUCAGAACAGAUAUAGCCUUCGGGGUUACAAACUUAUAUGGCAUGCAUGAGGUAAAACAUUUAAAAUUGCGAGACUGUGUUAACCGUGAUUGUGUGUUCCUUUGGAAAGUUAUAGACAAAUAAAGAUGACCUUCCACACUGUAUAGUAAAACUUAACUUAUGCAUAUGUAUGUUUGUCUUGUCACAUUAUUCAGCAUGCAAGCCACGUUAAUAAAGUAAGUACUAGGCUAGGUUUUCAGUUAUCACCAAAAUUUAUAAUUUUACUGCUAAAACUACUUUACCGAGUAACAAAGCAGGCGGAGCAUGCAGCGAUUAGUCACUAGUGGCCUUCCUGUGAUUGGUGGAAUGCUGGGAUGGAUUACGUACUGGGGCCAAUCAGAGUGCGUUCGGUGAACACCCGGGGUUCUCUAAAAAGGAGAGCAAGUGCCCAUUGAGGACUCCAAGGAUUAGGAUUCACCAGGCUGUAAUGAGAACACAUAACAGUAACAGCAUUCUGAAGAUGUACCACGGAACAACAUCUUAAUUCUUGCUUGUGUAACUUACCUGGCACAUUCUUGUUUAGAGACUCCGGCAAAACUAUCAGUUCAUAGCUUGGAAACGUUAUGUGGGUGCUUUGGUAUUUCCUGAAGCAAUAGGUAUAUAAAUACGCGUAUUUUAUGCAUAACUUUUGCGCGCUUCUUCACCCGCGUUUUACGCACACGUAAAGUAGUAAUAAUUACUUUGCGCGGAGUUCCACUCUAAGAGCCCAAGCACAUACUGUGAUGCUGUCGGAGGGAGGUCACCCGCACUCCGUAGUCAGCAGCGCGUUCCAAAGGCACCACUCGGUCCAUUCUGCAGCCGACAUGCAGGAGAGAGACCCCAGCUUUAUGGAGUCCGUCCACAUUGCAGCCCAGGGGCCCGGGUAUGGUCCAUCGUAUGCCAGUUCCACACGUGACUUUCUCCUGCGCAACCGGGGUUUUGGGGACACUUCCUCGGCCAGCGACCAACACCCUCUCCUGAGGACAAUGGCUGGGUCCCUUCAUCACUCUCACGUCGAGGGCCAGGGACACCUCCUCUUCCCUGGAAUGCACGACCAGCACCACGUCUCUGCUAACAUGCUGGGUGGUCGGCUUGGAGUGGGACUAACCGGGGAGGUAUUCGGGCGAGCGGACCAGUACAUGUCCAGCCAAAGGAACGACCCUUACGGCCAGUAUGGAGCCAUGGGUCUAAACAUGGGCAUGGCAGCACACCACCAUCAUCACCCUGCGGCGUUCUUCCGCUACAUGCGGCAGCAGUGCAUCAAACAGGAGUUGAUAUGUAAGUGGAUAGACCCGGACCAGGCCGGAGGGGCGAACCGGUGCUGUGGCAAGACCUAUGCCACCAUGCACGAGCUGGUUACGCACGUCUCGGUGGAGCACGUCGGUGGGCCGGAGCAAAGUAGCCACACAUGUUUCUGGGAAGAGUGCCCGCGGGAGAACAAACCGUUCAAAGCCAAAUACAAGCUGGUUAAUCAUAUUCGUGUGCACACGGGAGAGAAGCCGUUUCCAUGCCCGUUCCCCGGGUGCAGCAAGGUCUUUGCGCGCUCGGAGAACUUGAAGAUACACAAAAGGACGCACACAGGGGAGAAGCCGUUCAUGUGUGACUUCUUUGGCUGCGACCGACGCUUUGCCAACAGCAGUGAUCGCAAGAAACACAUGCACGUUCACACGUCUGACAAGCCAUAUCUGUGCAAGAUGUGUGACAAGUCAUACACGCACCCCAGUUCUCUCAGGAAACAUAUGAAGGUACACGAUUCUCUGUCCGUUGCCGACUCUUCGCCUGGAGCCAGCAGCGGGUAUGAGUCCUCCACGCCACCCGGUUUAGUAUCUCCUGUCUCGGAGACCCAGAGCAACAUGUCCCCGGACUCUGUCGUCCUCAGUAGUGGUCACAGCAGUCUGUCGUCCAACUUCAGCGAGUGGUACGUCUGAAGAGGACCUCGAGAGUAACUGGAAAGCAAGGCCAACAAAUGAAGGAAAGGAUCGGAUCACCGACUGGUUUAAAUGGACGCUUUACGCGCUAUUGAUAUACUCAAAAUGUUGCACUAAAACAUUGGAAGUCGGAGGAGACAUUUUUAAAUAUCUGUGAUGUCAAAAAAAUAUAUUUUGAUGGUUGUUAAAUUAUCAGUAUUUUGGUUUUCAUAUCAGUCUCACGUUCCAUGGGGUUGGUUAUUUUUGUGAUUCAUAAUUCGUUUUUUUUGUCAGUUUGUGAUUGACCAAGUAUUUUAUAAAGUAAAGAAGUACUGAAAUGAA
This is a messenger RNA of Esox lucius (northern pike), 2648 nucleotides long. RefSeq names its product zinc finger protein ZIC 2-A. The record is from RefSeq and is a predicted model, not a curated record. Gene Ontology annotation, cellular component: nucleus. NCBI's taxonomy places the organism in Eukaryota, Metazoa, Chordata, Actinopteri, Esociformes, Esocidae. Gene Ontology annotation, biological process: central nervous system development; regulation of transcription by RNA polymerase II. The transcript is spliced from 4 exons. Gene Ontology annotation, molecular function: RNA polymerase II cis-regulatory region sequence-specific DNA binding; DNA-binding transcription factor activity, RNA polymerase II-specific. Bases 1143 to 2327 code for a protein of 394 amino acids.